Molecule: messenger RNA, 2987 nt
Organism: Acanthochromis polyacanthus (spiny chromis)
Lineage: Eukaryota; Metazoa; Chordata; Actinopteri; Pomacentridae
Gene: e2f3
Product: E2F transcription factor 3
Exons: 7
Coding region: 733-1818 (361 amino acids)
Biological process (GO): regulation of transcription by RNA polymerase II
Cellular component (GO): RNA polymerase II transcription regulator complex
Molecular function (GO): DNA-binding transcription factor activity, RNA polymerase II-specific; protein dimerization activity; RNA polymerase II cis-regulatory region sequence-specific DNA binding
Source: RefSeq, a predicted model, not a curated record
UACACAGCAGUUUUAGAUCCAUAAGUGGGGUGUUUGUCACCUUAUGUUGUGCAUAAGAUCAGAAUCACUUACAGUAUGGAUUAGUUGUUUGGUCUACGAAAGAGUGAGAGAAGUCCAUCAACGCUUUGCAGAGCCCAGGGUGACGUCCUCAAAUGUCUUGUUUUGCUCAUAGCCCAAAGAUCUUGGGUUUUCUGUCAUAAAGGAGGAAAGAAACAGAAAAUGUUCACAAUUAAGAGGCUGGAUUGUCGCAAAGCAUUGUUGGUACAAGGGGCAUAGCGCUCGAUGCUAGUUGCUGUUAGCGGGCUGCUACAAGAUAUUACUGCCUUCAAAGACAGCAUGACGCGAACUUGCUGUGUUAUUAAUUGUCAUAGCCGUUCACAUGACCACCAGGGAAGAUUAAAAGGUGAAUGUAUCGGCUUUUAUCGGAUUCCAUCCUGGAAAAGGCAUAGUUCUAGCUAUGUCUCCGAUGUUACCAAGCGUCGUCGCAUGGCUUGGAUUUCAGCCAUCAGAAGACCAAACUUAACAUUCAACAAUACACCUGCACAUAUGCUGGUGUGCUCCAAGCAUUUCCAUAAAGGUAAGAUGGUAGUGAUUAUUUUUGCAGUUUUUUUUUUAGAAGAUUUGUUAUGACUUGGAGUUAGAAGCUCAUGCUAUCGGUAACUAAACUAGCAAUGCUACCUAAGGGUUUGUAGCUUAAUACUUUUGUCAUUUGCAGCCAAACCAGCCUACGAAAUGCUGGAAUGCGAUCCUGACUGGGCACCCUCUUUGAAUCUCGACCAUUCUGAGGCAAAGGGAAGGCUGGAGCUGGAGGCUGGAGAUCUGCAGGACCCCCAUAAUGGUGGCAGGAGCACCAAUGCCAAGAAAGCCAUGGCCUCUUUGACCCACACAGGAGGGAAACCGCCUGCCCCCAGUCCCGUAGCACGCAAGUCACUUUUCGAGAGGUCGCGCUGUGACACCUCGCUGGUUUUGCUGACGAAGGGGUUUGCAGAGCUGCUGAAUCGCUCCACUGACGGAGUGUUGGACCUAAAUGUAGUCGCCCAGGAGCUCAGUGCCCCGAAGAGACGCGUCUACGAUGUCACCAAUGUCCUGGAAGGGAUCAAACUCCUCAAAAAGAAAUCUAAAAACACCAUCCAGUGGUUGGGCGGACAAGUGACUACCUUAGCUGAAGAGCUAAAGAGUCUCACUGAGGAGGAAAAGUACCUGGACGAGCUGAUCCAGAGUUGCACUCGGCAGAUACACCAGCUGUGUGAGGACCGUUGCAACCAGAGGUAUGCAUAUUUAACUUAUGAAGAUGUCAACAUGAUUUCCAUUUUAAAAGAACAGACUGUGAUCGUGAUCAAAGCCCCUCCAGAGACUAACCUCGAGGUGCCACAUCCAGAGGAGAGCCUCCAGGUCCACCUCAGAAGCACCCAGGGGCCCAUCGAAGUGUUCCUCUGCUCUGAUGACCCUAUCCCUAUGGACGUCACCGACAGCUCAGCAGCUGAUAGGAAGGACUCGGUCUCUCCUUCGUCUUUGUCACCCUUCACUCAGGUGUCUUCUAAAGACGUCGCUAACAAUAGUUGCAGAACAAAUAAUUCUUCCAACCCACUGUCUGAGCAGAAACAACUCUCCUCACCGGUUAGUUUCACCGCGGUUUCCCCCACACCCACCACCCCCUCCUCUGAAGACCAGCACAGUUUUGUCACCCUCGCACCUUCUCUGGCCAUCUCUCACGACGAGGAGCAGUACCUCCUGAGCCUGGCCGAGGACGAGGGCAUCACCGACCUGUUCUCCUCCGUCGACUUGGACCAGUCGCUGAUGGAUAUGCCACUUGUCUGAACAGCUGUUUUUGGAAACACGGUAAAUGUCAGGAAGAGGAGAUCUUCACACAGACAUAAUGCCACGAAGAUACAGUAAAAUAACAGUGCGGACUUGAAUGUGAGUUUUUUGAAAUUUGCAUUUGCCUUACCAGGACUUACUGACUCUUAAAGGAUGUGGAGGAGGUUGUAAGCUGGGAGUGUCAAGUUGGAGCUGGACUGUAAUUCCAUUCUAAGCCAGUCUUCUGGCUUUUUUUCCCGCCUCUGGACUGGGGCUGAUGCGUGCCGUCGCAUGAAGCAUUUUGAUUCCAAGCUUUAAUGUGUUACAUGUCUGCGAGACCUUUUUGAGUGUCUCUCUGUCCAAAGUAUGAGCAUUACGGUCUCAACACAGGACUGAAUCAUGGCCUUCCUGUUGUUUCAGUUAUGGGAAAUACACUGUUCCACUUGUCAUUAAGGACAGUGGAGAUCAUUUUGUACUUUGAUCAGGAAGCUGCCAUUCGACGAAGCGGCACAGCGUUAACAUUUAAAGGUGAUCAUUUAGCACAUUUAAAAUCUUCUUUAGAGUCAUCCACUUGACUGUUGCUGCUCAAUGACUUUUGGGAUGUGAAUGACGCUCGUGCAUGACUGUAUGGUUACUAAUGCUGUGGUUUACUGAUGAUUCUUAGUUUUCUAUCUUAGUUUCCCACUCUUCCAUUCAAGAUAAUAAUACAAAAUCACAUUCUGAGCCUUCUUCCAGAGAGUUAGUUCCUCAUCACCUUGAACUGAUAUGCAAGUAAUCCUCGUCUUGUCUUGCAACUCCUGCAAGGAAUGCACCAAUCCAUGUUUUUCCAUUCCUGGUAUCAAUUCCAAUACCUCAACUCAGCGUGUUUCCUGAUACUGAGUACCAAUCCGAUACCAGUGCUCUCUUUUUCUCCAGAUGUACGUGACCGUGUGGAAGUCAUUGGAAUCAUCUUCAUGUGACGUUACCUAAAGUGAAAUGAUGUUGGACACACCUUGUUUUGUAAUAACAUAACAAAAAAACUGCUCAUGUCAUAGCCAGUGACCGUUAGUGUUUGAUUGGUGCAUUCCCAUCUGCUACCUAAGUCAGAUCAGUCUCCGUCUAAACCUGUGUGCUUUAUAGCUUCCUCAGGGCUCUAGUAACCUUAACUAGAGGUGCAAUUUUGUAUAAUAAAGGUUGAUUCAUACACAGUA